Molecule: messenger RNA, 795 nt
Organism: Parastagonospora nodorum SN15
Lineage: Eukaryota; Fungi; Ascomycota; Dothideomycetes; Pleosporales; Phaeosphaeriaceae
Exons: 3
Coding region: 1-795 (264 amino acids)
Source: RefSeq, a predicted model, not a curated record
AUGGUGGUAACGAAGGCUCUGACGAAAGCACAGGACGGUGGAGCCCAAGCGGAGCAGCGUCAAUGGCCCGGCAUGGUUAUAUCUGGCGUUGAAGCCCAGCAAGAACCAAACCAGGACCAGGUCGCAUGCACAGUCUGUGGCCCCUGUCCAGAAGACGCCGCCGGCCGCCCGUAUGCGACACCAAAGCCGGCUGGUGCGCAGGGGACCGCAAUAUGGAGGUAUUGGGACCGCCACCCGAACGUGCCAUUGGCGGAUACGAUACCGCAAUACCGCGGCCCAGGGAUGGCGCAGAGCCCGACAUGGCGGGACCACCGUUCGCAUUGCGGAAUCUGCACGCUGUGGCGCCCAGUCUCGCAGUCUGCCAGUCUGCCAGUCUGGCAGCCUGCACGACUCACGAGAAUACAGGAGCAACAGUCCAAGACAAUGCCUGAAAGAAGACCAAGCGCAUCCUCACCGUGCAGUGCCCCUAAUCGCCCGCAACCCUCAAGCUUCGACGCCGCCAGACAGGACAGCAGCAUCUCUCGCCUCAUGCAGUCGUCCGACGCCCUCUCCACACGAGCGCAGAGCCCGCCGCUGCUGCAUCGAAUUCUUCAUCAACGUGGACCGCAAACUCUAUUUGCCCAAAGGCAGCCCAUCUUGGCUCACACGCUGCGGGAGUCCCAACCUUUGCCGCUGAAACACAUCUGGACUGCUCUUGGCCACCCGGAAACCCGCCGCUUCCCAAACAUUCUUUUGACUUUCGCAGAGCCCAAAGAUGCAUCUCUGCAAACUCCGAUCGGCACUCACGAGCUUUAG